Brassicogethes aeneus is the source of this 1242-nucleotide messenger RNA. The record is from the annotation of a GenBank genome assembly. Lineage: Eukaryota; Metazoa; Arthropoda; Insecta; Coleoptera; Nitidulidae.
AUGACACAAGACAUGUGCUCUGAGGAAGAGUCUCCAGGAUCAGAAAUUGAGGACAAUGGAGAAACAGAGAACGUCUGUAUCAUUUGCAAAAAAUCAAGGGUCACUGUCAACAAAAAAACAGUUUCACUCGUGACAAGCUCCGAUCAAGCCUUAUUGGGACAACUCGAGGAAGCUGCUGAAUUUGUUGGUGAUGAGGAAACGCGACUGAAUACUCUUUGUUAUCGUGAUCAAAAGAGCUUCACAUACCAUAAACGCUGCAAGUCAUCAAUUCUCUACAGGAAAGAGCAAAUGCAACGUGAGUUUCAACAGAAAGAUAAAGAUUGGCAUAAGAUUCGUCUGUUCAAUAAAAAUGCAUUUGAAGAAAUAUGUGCUUUCGUAAAAGAAAAAGUUGUGAAAAAUAAAAUGUUCUGCUAUCUUGAAUCACUUCGAAAAUUGUAUAAUGACAGUAUUGCAACGCAAAUUCACGAAUCCAAUGCUACAUUGAAUUUUACGGACAUUGAAAGUAACAAGCUUGAAUUGAAAUUGAUGAAAGAAUUGAACGGUGACAUUGAAAUUGGUCAAGCAUUGGAUAAAAUUGAUUUGUUACAGCGAACUGCAAUUACUCUAAGAGAAGAAAUUUUUUCUAUUCCAAAACGAGAGCUUCCCGAUGCUCUCAAUGCAACUGAAAUUGCUCGCGGGGAAUGUUCGAUUCCUGAUUCUUUACAAAUUUUCUACGAAACACUAUUAGGUGGUGCUAAUUUACGUAGGCGUUUUGUGGAGAAAUGUAAAAGAUUGAGUAGCUCUUUUGCUCAAGAUGCUAUUUUCGGAGUGACAAACGGUAAAGUAAAACCUGCCAAGCAUUUGCAACUUGGAAUCGCAUUGAAAAGUUUGACAAGUAGUAGGAAAAUCAUCGAUAUAAUGAAUCUUUAUGGUCAUUCAUGCAGUUACAAUGUAGUCGAAGAGAUUGAAACUGAGGCUGUGAUUUCUUCGCUAGAAACAACUCAAGUUUGCCCUGAAGACAUAAUCAAGUCCCCGUAUUUGUGUACAGGGUUAGCUUUUGACAAUUUCGGUCGAUUCGUUGAUAGUUUGACCGGAAAAGAAACUCUACAUGAUACUGUUGGAAUAAUAUACCAAGACAUUCUCGAAAUUUCAUCGCAAAAUAAAAGGGACGAAUAUUCCACCCCUUCGGCUGAACGUGACUGCUCAAAACGUCGCAAAAGACGACGAACAUGCGACCCGGUCACCCCUGAAUUGGAAGAAUAA